This is a messenger RNA of Pyricularia oryzae 70-15, 867 nucleotides long. RefSeq lists its product as uncharacterized. Bases 1 to 867 code for a protein of 288 amino acids. The record is from RefSeq and is a predicted model, not a curated record. NCBI's taxonomy places the organism in Eukaryota, Fungi, Ascomycota, Sordariomycetes, Magnaporthales, Pyriculariaceae. The transcript has a single exon.
AUGCGCAUUACAACUUUGACAGCUCUCGCUAUUGCCCUUUUGGGGAAUAGUGCCACCGUUGGCGCAACAGAUGGGGGCCCAGUUAUUCAACGUCGCAUGUAUAACGGCGGCUACGGAGGCGGCUACGGUAAUUGCCCAGGUGGCUCUUGUCCACCACGUGGUGGCUACGGAGGAGGCUACGGAGGAGGCUAUGCAGGCUAUGGAGGCGGCUACGGAGGCGGCUACGGUAAUUGCCCAGGCGGUUCUUGUCCACCACGCGGUGGCUACGGUGGCUACAGCGCGAGCGGUUAUGGCGGCGGUGGCGGUUAUGACGACGGCGGCUAUGGACAUAGCCCGAGCUACGGAGGUGGCGGAGGCGGUUACGACGACGGCAGCUAUGAACAUAGCCCGAGCUAUGCAGGUGGCGGGGGCGGUUACGACGACGGCAGCCAUGGACAUAGCACGAGCUAUGGAGGCGGCGGUGGCGGCGGUGGCCAUCGUACGCCAGAGGUUGAAAGCACUAGUGAGCGCCGAACCGAAUCGAGCAGCAGCCGGUGGCCUCCAGGUACCAGGUCUGAAGACUAUCCAGACCCCCCAAUCUCCCCGUAUCUUAACCAACGCGUCCGCGAAUGCGUUUGGUUUUGGUUCGAAUAUGCACAGCCGACAACGAAGUCAUCGGGCGGAUGGUUCAGGAGUGGUAAGAAAAAGCCUACGGGGCCAAAGCAAUGGAUCAUGAGAGAAGCUGGAGAAAUGUACAGCGGCCAUACGAUAAGGAUGAACGUUGGGCUCAAGGGCGAAAUACCGGUAACCAGCGAUGAGGGUUGUGACAUGUCGGGAGAUUUCCCCACAGGCUGGACGGUCGUGGGCAGGAGACGGAAGGGUUAUUAA